Molecule: messenger RNA, 1994 nt
Organism: Hevea brasiliensis (rubber tree)
Lineage: Eukaryota; Viridiplantae; Streptophyta; Magnoliopsida; Malpighiales; Euphorbiaceae
Exons: 1
Coding region: 711-1778 (355 amino acids)
Biological process (GO): transmembrane transport
Source: RefSeq, a predicted model, not a curated record
GAUAUGAUAACGGACACGUGUCCUCUUUCCUCGAUCCUCCAAACUCUUGCUAAAAUCCAUGGUCUUGUCCCCCCUCCUCUCUCUAUCUCUCUCUCUCCAUCCUCUAUUAACGAACGACCCAUUUCGCUUUCUGUCCUGCCCUCUUCUUCUUUUUUUCUCUCUUCCGCUCUGUGAUCUGCUUGCUUGCUUUCUUUCUUUCUUUCAGAGAUGGAAGCGGUGAAGACGGUGAUAUGCUCUUGAAUCUCUCUGGUAAGGAUUGAAAAUAUCACUAUUGAUUUGGGUUUUUCAUAGCAAGUAAAUGUUUGACCCUUUUAUGGUGAUCCACGUGCGUUCUCUAUUCUGGCUGAGCAGAAGGAAAAAGGCAAAAUACCCAACAAAAUCACUUACCCAACCUAUCUCUGAGUGAUUCAAGUUGGCUACCAAUUUCUUCCAUACUUUUCAUUUCCUCAAGACUCUGAAUUUCUCUUUGUCCUUUUUCAUAUUUAGCUUCGUUGGGAACUAAUAAUAGAAUAGUAGUUGAUACUCGGAUUUUCUUGAACUGAGUUUAGUUAAGUGAGAUUUUGCAAGAUUAACAGUAUUCAUUACUAUUAGAGCUAAGCGAAUAGGAGUAGUUUUGCUUUGUGAUUGAUUCCAAAACAGCAAUAGUUAGAAUUUAGAGGAGGAAAGAGGACUCUUUCUGUAGAUUGAUUUGUGGUGUAGAAGUGGCUAAAAUGAGUCUGAGUGCGGCCGAGAAUGAUUCGGCAUCGGAGAUUCAUAUACCAGCAGAGAUUGAUUGGCAUAUGCUUGAUAAAUCCAGGUUUUUCUUUCUUGGAGCUGCUUUAUUUUCCGGUGUAUCAGCUGGACUUUACCCUGUUGUUGUUUUGAAGACUAGGCAACAGGUUUCUCCAACUCAAAUUUCGUCCGUCAAAUUGUCCUUUUCCAUUAUGCGUCAUGAAGGGGUGAGAGGUUUCUAUAGGGGUUUUGGUACCUCUUUGAUGGGAACUAUCCCAGCAAGAGCCCUUUACAUGGCAGCACUCGAGGUGACCAAGAGCAGUGUUGGGACUGCAACUGUUAGAUUAGGAUUCUCUGAUACUCAAGCAACAGCUAUAGCCAAUGCUGCUGCUGGGUUGAGUUCAGCUAUGGCUGCACAGGUGGUUUGGACUCCAAUUGAUGUUGUGAGCCAAAGGCUCAUGGUUCAAGGUUGCAACAGUAGCAAUAGCAAGAUUAGCAAGAACAUGAUCCCCAGUUGGGAUUCGUGUGUAUAUAGGAAUGGCAUCGAUGCAUUUCGAAAGAUUUUGCGUGCAGAUGGUCCAAGUGGGUUGUAUAGAGGGUUUGGGAUAUCAAUAUUGACUUAUGCACCAUCCAAUGCAGUUUGGUGGGCAUCUUACUCUGUGGCACAUAGGCUUAUUUGGGGUGGAAUCGCUUGCUCCACAAAUAAAAAGGAAGAGAGUUCUGUAAAUGGUAGAGGCUUUGGUUAUAGGCCUGAUUCAAAGGCAAUGGUGGCAGUGCAGGGGUUAUGUGCAGCCAUGGCUAGUGGGGUUUCAGCUAUGAUUACCAUGCCACUUGACACUAUUAAGACACGCAUGCAGGUUUUGGAUGGAGAGCAAAAUGGAAUAAGACAGCCAUUGACUGUUAUACAAACAGUUAAAAAUCUGGUCAAGGAAGGUGGAUUUGCGGCUUGUUAUAGAGGAUUGGGGCCAAGAUGGGUUUCAAUGUCUAUGUCUGCAACAACAAUGAUCACUACGUACGAAUUCUUGAAACGGUUAUCUACUAAGAGAAGAGAGGGCUUCAGCUCAUGACUCCAGGGAGCAGCAAAAGACAACAGAGAAACCUUUUCCCACUGGAAGUCCGUCCCAUUUUUGUUGCUCCAUUCCUCAUUUGUCUCAAAUGGCCUGCUUGCCAAACGGGCUUAUCGAUGUCAAUUCUGUUUCUUUCUCUCUUUCUUGUCAAUUGUGGGGGAGAUCAUUGCAAAUCAAUGUACACUAUUAUAGUAAUAGCAAGGCAUUUUCUUCAUU